UGUAAUAUCUAAUUUGUGUCAUAAACAUACAAUGUGUUCAUCGAAUCGGUCUAAAAUAUUUAAUUUAUUUUGUUACUAAUACAAAACGAAAUGUUUGUAAUAAAUUACGCAUAAAUAACAGAAUAUAACAGUGAAUAAUAGAAAAUAAAAUAAUAAGUAACAUAAAAAAUAUUGAAAUAUUAUUUAUUUGGAAUGCAAAAUUUGAUAAUAUUGUUUACUUACAUAUUACAUAUCAAUAAUUAAAAAAAAUCCUAAAUAUGACUAUUUUUAAAGUAACAAGUAUGUUUUCUGUAAUAAUAAGUAUGAAUUUAAUGAUAUUAUCUUGUAAUGGCGAUCAGUUUGUGGUUGAUAAUAUUACGAGUACUAAUAAUCCAGAAUCAACAACAAUCAACUUUAAUGAAAAUCUUGAGAAAGAAUAUACUGAGACGACAACACCAGUCUUAGAAUUGGAUAAUUUCCCAAAAGACUGUUCUCAAAGACAAAAACGCAAGAACAUUUAUCGACAUAAAAAUUCGCGCUUAAAGAAAUGUUGCCCCAUUGGCGAAAGCUUAAGCAUGAGUGAAGAGAAUCAAAGCGGUGCAAUGUGUGGAUCGGCAAACCUACAAUUUACACCAAAUCUCAUUAACGUAACACUGUUCGACAAUUGCAUUGAAGAUAUGGAGACCGAGUAUACACUGCCCUUAGAAAUUGGAAAUCCUUGUAAUACAUCAAUCUUAUAUAACGAUGUAGAUGAUUUGUUUUUUGUAAUUCAGGAUGGCUCGUUACUCGUAAUGGAUUUAUAUGCAAACGAUUCAUAUGAACUGUAUAAUAAUUAUUGCAUAGAUAUAAAUAAUAUAUCCGGCAUAACAUUCGCUAUUGUUUGCAUUACUUCGGUGGCAGAGCAUAUAAGUCGCAGUCAGAUUGUCGUCGUUGCCAUUCUAAUGCUAUUAUCUAUACCUUGUCUUUUAUUAGUUGCUUACCUACAUCUGCGAAUAAAGGAACUAAGAUCUUUACAUGGAAUAAUUCUGAGCUGUAUGUCAUCUUCUUUAGCAACAGGUUACUUUCUGUACUUCCUAGUACAUAUAUUUAAUUUGGAUGAACGUAAUGUAGGAUAUGUCGUGCAAUUCUUUUUAUUAUCCUAUUACUUUUGGUUUUUCUCGUUGUGCUGUAAUGUUUCAUUAAAUAUAUGGAUUCAUAUUCCAUUAAAUAAGAAGAAAUCAAAAUUCACAACAAGUCUAUACUUUGGUUUUUAUUGUAUGAUGUCAUUGAUUGGAGCUGUUAUUCUGGUUAUUUUAACCAUUCAAAAGGGUCUUCCAGGAAUGCCCUCGUACUUUAUACAGGGUUAUACAGAAUCAAUCCGGGAAUCACAGCGAUAUUUCAUACCACCAGUAUCUACCUUGCUUCUAUUUAGCUUCAUAGUAAUGACAUCUGCUUUCUUUGGAUUUCAAAAAUUAAAAUCGCAAGGAGUUAUUGUAAAUUCAAACGACGAGGAAAUCAACAGUCCAUCAUACGAUGAAAACAUUUUUGAAGAAGUUAAAAAAGACGCAAAAUGUAUUAGUUUGCUAGGAAUAAUACUUAUAUCCACAUGGCUGUUGGAAAUAGUUACAUUCUACUCGCCAGGGCCACAGAUUUACCUUAUAUUAAUGGAUAUGAUAAAUGGCCUUCAAGGAGUAUUCGUGUUGCUUAUUUUCCUAGUUAUACGAAGGAGACGUACAAUAAUUUUCAGAUGGUGGAACGACAGGGGGUCGCAUACUAUUGAAAAAAUAGAAUUAAAUUCAAUUUAGAUGCGUAUUUUUCGUAUAUUCGUUAAUUUAUAUCAACGGUGGCCAGAAAGAGAAUGUUUAAAACGCAUAUGUUGUAGUGUAAAAUAUAAAAGAGAACGUAAAUGAAAAUAUGUGUGCUUCGCACUGAAAAAAAAAA
This is a messenger RNA of Lucilia sericata (common green bottle fly), 1899 nucleotides long. RefSeq names its product probable G-protein coupled receptor Mth-like 14. Bases 258 to 1763 code for a protein of 501 amino acids. Lineage: Eukaryota; Metazoa; Arthropoda; Insecta; Diptera; Calliphoridae. The transcript has 6 exons. The record is from RefSeq and is a predicted model, not a curated record. Gene Ontology annotation, molecular function: G protein-coupled receptor activity.